AUGAACGACGCCGACCUGGGCGACAACAUCGAAGAGCGCAUCGGCCAGCUCGAGCAGUCCAAGGAGCGCCGUGACAAGCGCUUCGCCAACGAUGUCGCCCACCUCGACCCGAGCCGCUGGUGGUUCGCCUCCUCCGCCUUCCCCAUGAUCGCCGGCACCCUCGGCCCCGUCGCCUCGGCCUUUUCCAUCUGCGCCCUCGUCCGCCCGUGGCGCCAGCGCUUCCCGCCGGGCACCGACAUCGCCGCCGCCCCCUUUGUCGAGGAUCCGAAGUGGCUCAUCAUCAUCAACGCCAUCCAGCUCGCCAUAGCAAUCAUCUCCAACGUCUUCCUCCUCCUCAACAUGGCCCGCCGUGUGCGCUUCUCCCUCGCUCAGCCUGUCACCAUCGUCGGCUGGUACCUCUCGGCCGUCUGUCUCGUCACCCUUAACGCCACUGCCGCCGGGCCCCUCGCCCUCGAGCCCGCCGACGAGCACAUCCUCUCCCAGGCCUUCUACUACGGCAUGUUCGCCGCCAUCCUCUACUUCGUCACCGCCUCCCUCAUGGUCGUCACCGUCUACGGCGCCCACGCCCGCCACUACGCCGAGGACUUUCAGCUCACCACCGCCCAGCGCACCCUCAUGCUGCAGACCAUCCUCUUCCUCCUCUACCUCCUCCUCGGCGCCCUCGUCUUCUCCACUAUCGAGGGUUGGACCUACCUUGACGCCGUCUAUUGGGCCAACGUCACCCUCUUCACCGUCGGUUUCGGCGACUACGCCGCCGCCUCCCCGCUCGGCCGCGCCCUGCUCAUCCCCUACGCUCUCAUCGGCGUCAUCAGCCUCGGUCUCGUCAUCGGCUCCAUCCGCACCCUCGUCCUCGAGCGCGGCCGCCGCCGCCUCGACGCCCGCAUGGUCGAGAAGAAGCGCCGCCAUCUCAUCCAGAGCAUGACCCGCAAGGGCAACGACGAGAUCCUCAAGCCCAUUCAUGAGGAAUCCGAGGCCGCUUCUUCCGCGUCUCCAAGCUCGUCUUCGUCUCCCGCCACCGAGCUCGAGCGCCGCGAGAGGGAGUUCGACCUCAUGCGUAAGAUUCAAAACCAGGCCUCCGUCCGCCGCCGCUGGAUGGCCAUGUCCGUCUCCUUCUCCUCCUGGCUCGUCCUCUGGCUUGUCGGCGCAAAAGUCUUCCAGGAGUGCGAGCGGCCCUACCAGAACUGGUCCUACUUUGACGGCUUCUACUUCGCCUUCGUCACCCUGACCACCAUCGGCUACGGCGACCGCACCCCGAUCUCCAACGCCGGCAAGGCCUUCUUCGUCUUCUGGUCCCUGCUGGCCCUGCCGACCAUGACCGUCAUGAUCUCCAACGCCGGCGACACCGUCGUCAAGGCCGUCCGCGACGCCACCCUCGAGCUGGGCAGUAUUACGAUCCUACCAGGCGAGCGCGGCUUUCAUAAGGAUCUCAUGUCCUUCCUUCACCGCCUCACCUGCGGCUUCCUCUUUCACCCUUCCGACAGGAACUCGGACUUGGACUCGGAGCGCGAAGAGGAGGAAGAAGAAGAGAACGAAGAACACAACGACGACGACGAUGAAGAGCUCCCGCCGGGCUUCCUCUCCAACGCUCACCGCCUACGUCAGUCACGCCCCGAAGAAGACGGUGACACCGACGAGACGGAAGCAUACAACACCCGUGACCAGGACCGCAAACACCCCUCCGGCCCCCUACUACAGACCCUCCAGCAGCAAUCGUCAUCAUCGUCAGACCCCACCGCCAGCCGAGAGAAACAACCCGGUCAGCAGCAACAGCAGCAGCGGCAGCGACGCCGUCGCCCCCGGACCUCGUCCCGCACCCGCUCUCCCGUCACCGCCCUCCCAUCCUCCCGCGCAGACUUCCACUUCCUCCUCAUCUCCGAGAUCGCCGCCGUCAGGCAGCACGCCAAAGAGAAGCCCGCGCGGCGGUAUACCUUUGCCGAGUGGGCGUGGUACCUGAAGCUCAUCGGCGAGGACGAGUCCAGCUCCGCGACGCACCGCAAGGCGCGCCCGCACAUCCACUCCAAGAAGAAGAAGAUGGAGAACGGCAAGAGGAGCAAGGAGACCCGGGAAGGCGUCGUUGUCGACGACGACGAGGAAGGCGAAUGCCCCGACGAGGACAAGUGGUCCUGGGUCGGGUCGCAGUCGCCGCUGAUGGGCAGCCAGGAGGAGUGCGAGUGGAUCCUGGAGAAGCUCAUGGACAAGCUGCGGGACGAGCUUGACGUAGUGCGCGGCGAGGAGGCUGCUCGAGAGUGGGAGCACGACGGAUAG
This is a messenger RNA of Colletotrichum higginsianum IMI 349063, 2265 nucleotides long. RefSeq names its product Ion channel protein. Gene Ontology annotation, biological process: potassium ion transmembrane transport; stabilization of membrane potential. The record is from RefSeq and is a predicted model, not a curated record. Gene Ontology annotation, molecular function: potassium ion leak channel activity. Gene Ontology annotation, cellular component: membrane. The transcript has 2 exons. NCBI's taxonomy places the organism in Eukaryota, Fungi, Ascomycota, Sordariomycetes, Glomerellales, Glomerellaceae. The coding region runs from base 1 to 2265 and encodes 754 amino acids.